UCGUGUACUUUGUUCAAUACUAGACAGGGCCAGAAUAUAAGCCGAAGCCAUGACGCAACGCUAUAGAGAGGUUGUUGGUGGCGUUGGGCCCCUAAUCUGUGUGGAAUACAUACUAAGCGUUGUUGAUGUUGCCAUUUGUUCCCAACUGUAUUCACAUUUUAUCUUGACAUGCCAUCGCGUCCUCAUUUCCCUGGCAUUUGUUUGAUUAUAUCCUUUUUCUUUUUCUUUUCUACUCUUCUUAUUCCCCACACGUUUUGUGCCAUUUUCCACUACCUUUUUCAUCCAUACCAUUCUUACUCUCCUUAUGGUGACACAGAAAAAAGACCUGCCACCGCAAUCACUUUCAUACUCUUCUUCUAUCCCAUUUUCUAUAUUUUCUUUCCAUCCUCUUCCUAUGACCUAUCCCAUCUUCCCUCAGGCAUGGAUCUACUACCUAUUCCUCCUGACUGAACUCACCCCCUCCCCUACGCUUUUCUUAAUGAUUGGGUGGUAGGUAUCUGCUGUGACGAGUGAACGCCGUGCUAUACUCUCCUACCCCGCGAUUUGUUUUCUAC
This is a messenger RNA of Aspergillus vadensis CBS 113365, 554 nucleotides long. RefSeq lists its product as uncharacterized. NCBI's taxonomy places the organism in Eukaryota, Fungi, Ascomycota, Eurotiomycetes, Eurotiales, Aspergillaceae. The transcript has a single exon. Bases 169 to 450 code for a protein of 93 amino acids. The record is from RefSeq and is a predicted model, not a curated record.